This is a messenger RNA of Heterocephalus glaber (naked mole-rat), 2032 nucleotides long. RefSeq names its product leucine rich repeat LGI family member 2 (gene Lgi2). Gene Ontology annotation, molecular function: protein binding. Gene Ontology annotation, biological process: inhibitory synapse assembly. NCBI's taxonomy places the organism in Eukaryota, Metazoa, Chordata, Mammalia, Rodentia, Bathyergidae. The record is from RefSeq and is a predicted model, not a curated record.
AUGGCGCUGCGGAGAGGCGGCGGCGGGGCGCUGGGGCUGCUGCUUCUGCUGGGCGCCGCGUGCCUGGUCCCGCGGAGCGCGCAGGUGAGGCGGCUGGCGCGCUGCCCCGCCACUUGCAGCUGUACCAAGGAGUCCAUCAUCUGCGUGGGCUCCUCCUGGGUGCCCAGGAUCGUGCCGGGCGACAUCAGCUCCCUGAGCCUCGUAAAUGGAACGUUUUCAGAAAUCAAGGACCGAAUGUUUUCCCAUCUGCCUUCCCUGCAGCUGCUAUUGCUGAAUUCUAACUCAUUCACGGUGAUCCGGGAUGAUGCGUUUGCUGGACUUUUUCACCUUGAAUACCUGUUCAUCGAAGGGAACAAAAUAGAAACCAUUUCAAGAAAUGCCUUCCGUGGUCUCCGUGACCUGACUCACCUGUCUUUGGCCAAUAACCACAUUAAAGCACUACCAAGGGACGUCUUCAGUGAUUUAGACUCUCUGAUUGAGCUAGACUUAAGGGGUAAUAAAUUUGAAUGUGACUGCAAAGCCAAGUGGUUGUAUCUGUGGUUGAAGAUGACAAAUUCCACUGUUUCUGAUGUACUGUGCAUCAGCCCACCGGAAUAUCAGGAGAAGAAGCUUAAUGAUGUGACCAGCUUUGACUACGAAUGUACUACUACAGAUUUCGUGGUUCACCAGACCUUGCCCUACCAGUCAGUGUCUGUGGACACAUUCAACUCCAAGAAUGACGUGUACGUGGCCAUUGCACAGCCCAGCAUGGAGAACUGCAUGGUCCUGGAGUGGGACCACAUCGAAAUGAAUUUCCGGAGCUAUGACAACAUCACAGGCCAGUCCAUCGUGGGCUGCAAAGCCAUCCUCAUUGACGACCAGGUCUUUGUGGUGGUGGCUCAGCUCUUUGGAGGCUCUCACAUUUACAAAUAUGAUGAGAGCUGGACCAAGUUUGUCAAAUUCCAAGACAUCGAAGUGUCUCGCAUCUCCAAGCCCAAUGACAUCGAGCUAUUUCAGAUCGACGACGAGAUGUUCUUCAUCAUCGCAGACAGCUCUAAGGCUGGGCUGUCAACGGUCUAUAAAUGGAACAGCAAAGGCUUCUACUCGUACCAGUCCCUGCAUGAGUGGUUCCGCGACACAGACGCAGAGUUCGUCGACAUCGAUGGGAAAUCACAUCUCAUCUUGUCCAGCCGCUCCCAGGUGCCCAUCAUCCUCCAGUGGAAUAAGAGCUCCAAGAAGUUCGUCCCCCAUGGCGACAUCCCCAACAUGGAGGACGUGCUGGCUGUGAAGAGCUUCAGGAUGCAGAACACCCUGUACCUUUCGCUCACCCGCUUCAUCGGGGACUCUCGGGUCAUGAGGUGGAACAGUAAGCAGUUCGUGGAGGUGCAGGCGCUGCCAUCCCGGGGCGCCAUGACCUUGCAGCCCUUUUCUUUUAAAGAUAAUCACUACCUGGCCCUGGGGAGUGAUUACACGUUCUCGCAGAUAUACCAGUGGGAUAAAGAGAAGCAGCUGUUCAAGAAGUUCAAGGAGAUCUACGUGCAGGCACCGCGUUCGUUCACAGCUGUCUCCACCGACAGGAGAGAUUUCUUUUUUGCAUCCAGUUUCAAAGGGAAAACAAAGAUUUUUGAACACAUCAUUGUUGACUUAAGUUUGUAAAGGUGUCAUGGGUGAAUUUUAAAAGAUCAUGUAGCGUUAGCUCUCAUGAGAGAGGACCAAGAAGAAAUAAAAUAAUAAAAUAACAUAAGCCAGGCUCAGAGCUCUGAAGUUCAACUGUAAAAUGGACUGGGGAAAUAGUUAGAAGUUUUCAAACUUUUAGGAUUCACAUUUUAAUCAGGGAUUGCAUUUAUUGGCUAACUGCAUGACAUGCCCAUUCUGUCAUUUCAAAAGGCACCUGGUGCCUUUGAUUUCCAAGAGAAGAGUGCAGCAUUUACUCUUACCAUCUAGAAAGUAAUGUGCUUUUUCUUUUUAACGAGGAAGGAGAAAAAUGGAUAAGAUGGGGUAGCUCUUCUAAUGAGAUAAUAAUGAUAAUAAUAAAUAAAUAAACCAAACCAAA